GAAAGGAGCUGUGUUGGCAACGACAGGGAACACUGAAGGAUAUGUGCCAUUAUUCUUUUAAAAAUUAGUUUACUAAAGAGCCAAUAUACAGGGCAGGUCAUCUUCUGAGAUAAGUCCUUAUGGUGUGCUGUGCUGGGUUCCGUGUUGAGGUUUACUUUGCCCACUUUCUGAUGAUGACAUCUAUCCAGCAGAAGCCGUCGCUGAACAAAUGUUAAUCUGAUGGAGAAACAGUAGGAAGAACUCAAUACCAUUAUUUUCUGGUAGUGGAAUUUAUGCCAACUGCGGCUGUUGCUUUUUCUUCUUUUUUUUCUAACUGCACACUUCUGUGACUGUAAGCUAUGAAGUGUCUUGAGCAACUGUGUUGAGCUCAUUAACCUCAUUAGUGGGCAGCUGCUAGCUGUCACAUGGAGCUUUCACCACAUGAAUGGAUGGACCAAUUUGUGAUGAACACAGAAGCUCCAGUAAAAAAAGGCUGAGGGUAGUCACAGACUGAUCGAAUACAGAUUUGUUGGCUGGAGUCCGUACCCCUCCACGGGGGUGAAGAGGAGGCAACAUGGGGUCAGGAAGACAGGUCCGACUCUUGCUAUGGAAGAACUGGACCAUCCGCCGGAGGCAGAGGAAAGCUGCAGUCUCAUCUUUGUCAAUCUGAGAGAUACUACACGUUUCUUCAUUGAGAUCAUGUGGCCUGUUAUGCUGUUCAUGGGACUGGUGUGGCUAAGAAGAGUAAAUCCACUGUACCAACAGCAUGAAUGUCACUUCCCCAACAAGGCUAUGCCCUCAGCUGGUGUCCUCCCAUGGAUACAGGGAAUAUUCUGUAAUGCCAACAACCCUUGUUUUCAAUACCCCACCCGUGGUGAAUCUCCUGGCUUGGUAUCCAACUACAACAACUCCAUACUAGCACGACUCUAUGUGGAUGCAGAGGAACUUCUUCUCAGUGACCCGGAGUUUCUCCAGGUCGGUCGCCUCUGGAGGGAAAUGAAUGCCAUGAGCAACUUUAUGGACACACUGCGCACUCAUCCUGAAAAGGUCUCAGGACGAGGAGUGAAGGUGGAGACUAUCCUGAAGGAUGAUGAGACUCUGACGUCAUUCCUGCUGAGAGACAUUCCUCUGACAGAGUCGGUGGUUUAUCAUCUAGUGAAUGCCCAAAUCAGGCCUGAACAGUUCGCCUUUGGGGUCCCAGAGUUGCAUUUGAAAGACAUCGCCUGCAGCCUGAACCUGCUGGAGCGAUUCCUAAUUUUUCCCAGUCGCAGAGGACUGUACGCUGUCCGCAAUGCCAUGUGUAUCCUGACCCCACAGCGGCUGCAGAUCAUCGAGGACAGAUUUUACGCCAAUGUUGACUUUUUCAAACUCUUUAAGCUGCUUCCUCGUGUUUUGGAUAAUUACUCUGAUGGGAUUGACAUUCACUUCUGGGUCCGGGUUGUUUCCGCCACUUCGGACAAACUGGCAGAGUUCUUCCAUCGGAGCAGCUCCAGGGAGUUCCUCCAGGUUGUGAGUCCUCUGUUCCAAAACAAUCUGUCCUUCAGACAGGUUAUGGCUGCUGCCUCCAGUUUAGUAUGUGGCUACACCGAGGGGGCCUUCUCCCGAGUCACCUCCUUUAAUUGGUAUGAGGACAAUAACUACAAAGUCUUCCUGGGUAUUGGCAGUGGCAGGGUUAAAGGCGACUACACAUAUGACAACAGCACCACUCCUUUCUGCAAUGAUCUGAUGAGUGAACUGGAGUCCAACCCAACCACUAGAAUUGUGUGGAACUCUGUUAAACCAAUGCUAAUGGGGCGGAUCCUCUACGCUCCAGACUCACCUGCUGUCAGGAAGAUUAUACGAAAUGCAAACACUACAUUUGAGGAGCUGGAGAGGCUGAGGACAAUGGGGAAGGCCUGGGAAGAGGUAGCUCCUCAAAUCUGGGACUUUUUCCAAGAUGGAGUCCAAGUCAAGAUGAUCCGGGACACUAUUCAGAAUCCAUCUGUUAUGGAUUUCAUUGACAGGCGUCUGGAAGAUGUGUCAUUCUCCUCUAAACACAUCCUCAACUUCCUGCACAAUGGCCCACCAGAUGAACGUCCAUACAAUACUCCAAAUUUUGAUUGGCGAAACAUAUUCAACCUCACUGACAGGGUCAUUCGGAUGCUCAAUCAAUAUGGAGAUUGUUUGAUCCUUGAUAAAUUUGUGCCUCUUCCUGAUGAGGAUGAUGUCACUUAUCGGGCCUUGGACUUGUUGAAGGAUGGCAAGUUCUGGGCCGGUCUCAUCUUUGUGAACAUGCACUCUUGGACAACCAGUGUCCCAGCUCAUGUCAAGUUCAAAAUCCGUAUGGAUAUCGAUGCCGUGGAGCGCACCAAUAAAGUCAAAGACAGGUACUGGGAUCCGGGCCCAAGAGCUGAUCCUAUGGAUGACCUCCGUUAUGUUUGGGGUGGCUUUGCUUACCUUCAGGACAUCAUAGAACAUGCGAUCAUCAAGACUCAUACAGGGAAGGAGAGGCCUCUGGGGGUUUACCUACAACAGAUGCCUUACCCGUGUUAUGUGGAUGAUCUCUUCAUGCUGACACUGAACCGCUGUUUUCCCAUCUUCAUGGUUUUGGCCUGGAUUUACUCCGUGUCCAUGAUAGUGAAGAGUAUUGUUCUUGAGAAGGAACUCCGCUUGAAGGAGACCCUGAAAGCCAAGGGAGUGACCAAUGGGGUAAUUUGGUCCACAUGGUUUAUUGACAGUUUUAUCAUGAUGGGCACCAGCACAGCUCUCCUUACUACAAUCAUCAUGGGAGGAAGAGUAUUGAACUACAGCAACCCCAUCAUCCUUUUUCUCUUUCUGCUCUCCUUCACAACGGCUACCAUCAUGCAGUGCUUCCUCAUGAGCAUCUUUUUCAACCAGGCCAACCUAGCAGCUGCCUGCUGUGGUAUUGUUUACUUCAGCCUUUACCUUCCUCACAUCUUCUGCUUCGCCUGGCAGGACAGCAUCACCAAAGAUAUGAAGAUCCUGGUGAGCUUGCUGUCGCAGGUGGCGUUUGGCUUUGGCACAGAGUAUCUAUCACGGUAUGAAGAGCAGGGUAUGGGCCUGCAGUGGGACAACAUCCAGACCAGCCCUCUGGAGGGAGAUGAGUUCUCCUUCCUCACCUCAAUUUUUAUGAUGGGUUUGGACACGGUGCUCUAUGCUGUUAUGGCAUGGUACCUGGACAAUGUUUUUCCAGGACAAUAUGGGAUUGGCCGUCCAUUGUAUUUCCCAUUGCAGCCCUGUUAUUGGUUCAACACUGUUGCUCCAGCUUCAGGAAAAUUGGAGCUGGAUAAAAAAGGCUUUGAUAACCUGGCAAACAAGGAGCAAGGAGAGCAACAGAAAAAAGCAGAGGAGGAGGAAAACGCUGAUCAGAAGCAAGCCGAUGUGAAGAAGGAUGUCCCUUCUUGUGAGCACCAGGAUCGGCGUGACUUACUGGGCAAGGAAAACCAGACUGAACAUGAAAUGGACAAAGAGAAAGAAGAACAGUCAUUCUUUGAGGCAGAGGCAACAGAUCUGGUGAAAGGGGUCUCUAUCCAGAAUCUGGUAAAGGUGUUUGGCAGCUGCUCCACACCAGCAGUCGAUGGGCUCAGCAUCAACUUCUAUGAGAGCCAGAUUACCGCUUUACUGGGUCACAAUGGAGCUGGGAAGACCACCAUCAUGUCUAUUUUGACAGGCAUGUUCCCACCCACACUGGGUACGGCCAGUAUUUACGGAAAAGACAUCCGCACGGACAUGGACAGCAUCCGUAUGUCUUUGGGGAUGUGCCCUCAACACAACAUACUUUUUCAGCAUAUGACUGUAGCAGAGCACAUUCUCUUCUAUUCGCUGCUGAAAGGUCGUCCAAUAGCUGAAGCAGAGGAGGAGGUGGAGAACAUGCUGGAGGAUCUGGGUCUUCCCCACAAAAGAGAUGAGCUGACCCAGAAUCUCUCAGGUGGGAUGCAGAGGAAGUUGUCAGUUGCCCUGGCAUUUGUUGGUGGGGCCAAGGUUGUGGUCCUUGAUGAACCCACCUCUGGGGUGGACCCAUAUUCUAGACGGUCAAUUUGGGACUUUCUGCUGAAAUACCGUGCAGGGCGUACAGUGAUCAUGUCCACCCAUCACAUGGACGAGGCUGACCUGCUUAGUGACAGGGUGGCCAUCAUCUCCCAAGGUCGCCUCUACUGCUGCGGUUCACCCAUUUUCUUGAAGAACUGCUUUGGUGCUGGAUUCUACCUCACUCUUCAGGCCAGCUGUGACUGCACACAGGAUUGUUCCUGCAAAUGCUCAAAAUGCUUAAACUUCAAAGCAAACCAGGAAGAGAGCCAAGCCCCAGGCAGACAGAUGGAUGGUAAUUUGGAGAGCAUCUCUGCACUGGUCCAUCAUCAUGUACCGCAGGCCCGUCUCAUUGAGGCCAUCGGCCAGGAGCUCACAUUUCUCCUGCCGAACCGGAACUUCAAGCCCAGGGCCUAUGCUAGCCUUUUCAGGGAGCUGGAGGAAACCCUUUUGGACAUUGGCCUCAGCAGCUUUGGUGUGUCUGAUACAUCACUGGAGGAGAUCUUUCUUAAGGUCACUGCUGAUGGAAAUGCGGCCAACAAGAAAUGUAUUCAAGAAUCCAAUGGACAGGGCCCAUGUGAUUGCUCAGAGGGCGGUGAAGGCAGGGGAUCCUACCAGGUCAGAGGCAUCUAUCUGACCAUCAAACAGUUCUUUGCUCUUAUGAUCAAGAGGUUGCAUCACGCCACACGUUCCUACAAGGACUUCAUUGCCCAGAUUGUUCUGCCUGCCAGCUUUGUCUUCCUGGCACUGAUGUUAACACUCAUUGUCCCACCUUUUGGAGAGUAUCCACGUCUCCCACUCAGCCCCUGGAUGUAUGGGCGACAAUAUACCUUCUUCAGCAAUGAGCGUCCAGUGGAUGCUCAGAUGAGAUACUUUGGUGAGGUUCUGCUGGACAAGCCUGGCUUUGGGACUCGCUGCAUGCUGGAUGAGCCCCUGGAAGAUUUCCCAUGUAACAACAUCACCACUGAGUGGGAGAUGCCCUUGGUUAACCCUGCCCUGAUAGAAAUGCUGGAGAGCCCACAAUGGGACUCCCUCAGACCAUCCCCAGAAUGUCAGUGCAGCACAACCAAAAAGCUAACCAUGCUCCCUGUUUGCCCUGAAGGAGCUGGAGGCUUGCCACCCCCGCAGAGGAUCCAGUCAACAGGCGAUGUCCUGAUGGACCUAACUCGUAGGAACAUCUCCGACUACCUGGUGAAGACCUAUCCCAAACUUAUCAGAACCAGCUUGAAAAGCAAAUACUGGGUGAAUGAACAAAGGUAUGGUGGCAUAUCAGUUGGAGGACAGCUUCCAGUUUUAGCUGUACAGCCAAAAACAAUUCAGGAUGUAGCUUCUCAGCUGGGACGAUUACUCAAUGUUACAGGGGGUAAAUACUCCAAACAAACACAGAAUGAUGUAGGUACAUUCCUCAAGUUCAUGGAGACUCAAAACAAUGUCAAGGUCUGGUACAACAAUAAGGGCUGGCAUGCAAUGGUAUCUUUUAUGAAUGUAGCCAACAACGCCAUCCUUCGGGCAAAUCUGCCCAAAGGAACAAACCUGGAUGAAUAUGGAAUCACUGCCAUCAACCAUCCUCUCAACCUCACCAAAGAACAGCUCUCUGAAAUCACUGUUCUGACCACAUCAGUGGAUGUAGUUGUGGCUAUUUGUGUGAUUUUUGCCAUGUCCUUCGUCCCCGCCAGCUUUGUCCUCUACCUCAUCCAGGAGCGGGUCACUCAGGCCAAACACCUGCAGUUUGUCAGUGGUGUCAGUCCACUGGUGUACUGGACAGCCAACUUUUUGUGGGACCUGGUAAAUUAUUCCAUCAGUGCUGCUAUGGUGGUGGAAAUUUUCAUCAUUUUUGAUAAGAAGUGCUAUACCUCUCCCACCAACCUACAACCACUUAUUGCCCUGCUUAUGCUGUAUGGCUGGUCUGUAACACCCAUGAUGUAUCCCAUGUCCUACGUAUUCAGUGUCCCCAGCACAGCCUAUGUCUCUCUGUCGUGUAUCAAUCUUUUCAUCGGCAUCAACAGCAGUGCCAUAACCUUCAUCCUGGACCUCUUUGAAGGAACCACAGCUCUGUACAGGUUUAACCAGAUGUUAAAGAUGAUGCUGCUCAUCUUUCCUCAUUACUGCUUGGGCAGAGGUCUCAUAGACAUGGCGAUGAACCAGGCUGUGAUGGAUAUUUAUGAUCGUUUUGGUGAGGAUUACAGUACAGACCCCUAUAACUGGGACUUCCUUGGGAAGAACUUGUUCUGCAUGGCUAUUGAGGGAUUAGUUUAUUUCAUCCUCAACAUUCUCUUCCAGUAUCGCUUCUUCCUUCACCACUGGCAAGUGAUUCCGGAAUCUCCCAAGCCUCACAUGUUUGAUGAAGAUUUUGAUGUAGCUGAGGAACGAAAGCGAAUUCACCAGAGUGGAAAAACAAACGAUAUUUUGCGCAUAAAGAACCUGUCCAAGACCUACACUGGAACGAUUAUCCCUGCAGUGGACAGAAUCUGUGUUGGAGUGUCACCGGGAGAAUGCUUUGGCCUCCUGGGGGUAAAUGGAGCAGGAAAGACCACAACUUUUAAGAUGCUGACCGGGGAUAUAGAUGUGACAUCAGGGGAAGCCACAGUAGCUGGUUACAGCAUUUUGACGAACAUCCUCGAUGUGCAUCAGAACAUGGGUUACUGCCCCCAGUUUGAUGCCAUAGAUGAACUGCUAACAGGGAGAGAGCAUCUACACCUUUACGCUCGCCUCCGUGGGGUUCCAGAGUCUGAGAUCAGUAAGGUAUCAGAGUGGGCCAUCCAGAAGCUGGGUCUGUCAGAGUAUGCUGGGCGAAGCGCUGGAACCUACAGUGGUGGUAACAGGAGGAAACUGUCCACUGCCAUUGCAAUGAUAGGCUGUCCUGCUCUGGUGCUGCUGGAUGAGCCAACUACAGGCAUGGACCCUCUCUCCAGACGCUUCUUAUGGAACUCAAUCAUGAGUGUUAUUCAGGACAAACGAGCUGUGGUCCUCACCUCUCACAGUAUGGAAGAAUGUGAGGCACUGUGUACUCGCCUAGCCAUUAUGGUCAAUGGAUCCUUCAAGUGUCUGGGAACUAUUCAGCAUCUCAAAUACAAGUUUGGUGAUGGCUAUGUGGUAACCAUGAAGAUUAGGGCAGCGAAGCCUGGCUGUGCUCCAGACCUAAAUCCCGCUGAAGCCUUCAUGGAGAGCACUUUCCCAGGCUGCAUUCAAAGAGAGAAACACUACAACACUCUGCAGUACAAGAUCUCCUCCUCCUCUCUGGCAAGGAUAUUUCAAAUGGUCCUGGCUAACAAGGACAAACUUAACAUAGAGGACUACUCUGUGUCACAGACCACUCUCGACCAGGUGUUUGUGAAUUUUGCCAAGCAGCAGUCCAGAGAGGAUGAUGCCAUAGUAUUGCAUCCAAAAGCUGCUGGAGCACAGUGUUAUACUGGUACCACACCCAUCAAGUCUUUAAGGAAGUGAGGUAAAAAAGCUGAGCCUGACGGCAGUUGUUGGUUCUCAUUCUGAUGGCCUAUUAAUUUGUCUGCACAUUGGAGGACUACUUUAAGAAGAAUAGAGCAACCUUUUUAUAUAAAAAGUAAUCCAUCACAAUUCAUCCAGAGACUGCAUCAUCCAUGCAAUCGAGUGAUUUAAGUUGGUGCAAAAAAUGCUUAGAUUUUUUAUCCACAUUUUAAGGAAGGGCAUUUGGUCAGCUGCAUGUGUUGUAUAUAUGGUAAUGUAAGCAGAAGCAGUUAUUCGGUUUGAUUUGACGUGUAGUAACACUGCAAAUGUUCAGCAUUUAUGUUCCACCUUCUGUUCACCUUGUAGGCCUUGUAAAAAAGAAGAAGAAAAGAUUUAGAAAUAUAAAAAUUACCAUGAUUUGUGUUCAUGGAAAUUAAAAAAAAAAAAGUUUAAGUAUCAGGUUGUAAAAAGACAUAGCUCUUUUUUUUUUUUUUGCUUCAGAUGCCAAGCAAGGUUUUGCCUUUUUGAACAUGUCAAAACACCCAGAGGAACAUAGGUUAAGCACUUUAUUGAUCACAAGCAUUACACUUUUUACCAACAUUUUUGGCGACAUGCUAGUGUAAUACUGCUGAUAAUCAUUACAAAACCCCUCUGCAGCUGUAAAAGGUUUUUCAUAACGAUGUUAUAUUUUGAUUUGCACGUGUUUUGCACUUUAUCGUACAAAUAACUGGCAAUUUUUCUGCAUUCCAACAACACCUGAUGUUAUUACAAGAAGACAAAAAAAGUAAUGUUUAUAUGAGAAGCAUGAAAUAAAGUUAAAGUUUUCUUUAAGAUGUGCACCUUUAUUCGGGAUGUAAUGGCUUACAUAAACAUUACCACAAAAAAAUUCAACAACUGAGGGUAAAUUUAACAAAACGUAAUAUUAGACAAACACAGAAACACAGAUGUUAUCACCGUCUCCUCGGGAAGGCAUCUACACAAUAAUGUCGGAGGUUACAGCAUAAUUUUAACUCUAAUGGUGGUAAAAGCUUCAAGCUUGGAUGAAUACAUUUUUACUAUAUCUGCAUUCCUCCCAAGAGCAUGAAUGGGAUGUACUUGAAAUAUGUUUGUUUGCAUUAAUAGACACUUUAUCAUGAGGAAAAGAAAGUUUUGUUUUCACUGAAUUACUUCUGCACUGAAUAAUUCUCCUAUCGCUUUAUAUGAAAACUGGUCAACUCGUUAGCCAACCUGCAAUAGGAAGUUCAAACUGUUUUGAAUUUGGCUUCUGAACAUCUCGACCCUCAAGCAAUUCUGAAGGAGUUAAAUUUAAAAAUGCAAAUAUUAGCAAAGUCCAGAUAGUACCUCUCAAGACCUAUCUAAGUGCUUAAGUCAUACGAAUAAAAUACAUAGGAUAAAAAUUAAACACAAACUUGAAAUCUAAAAGGGUUAAAGGUUCCCUGCUAUUUUUAAAGCUGCAUAUAUAGUACAUUGGCACAUUAUUGAUUCUAUUCCUGUCAAAGAAUCAGGGGGAUAAUGGC
Menidia menidia (Atlantic silverside) is the source of this 8945-nucleotide messenger RNA. The record is from the annotation of a GenBank genome assembly. Lineage: Eukaryota; Metazoa; Chordata; Actinopteri; Atheriniformes; Atherinopsidae.